Messenger RNA from Malassezia vespertilionis, 3705 nucleotides. RefSeq lists its product as uncharacterized. The record is from RefSeq and is a predicted model, not a curated record. Gene Ontology annotation, cellular component: nuclear envelope; cytosol; intracellular membrane-bounded organelle. The transcript is spliced from 4 exons. NCBI's taxonomy places the organism in Eukaryota, Fungi, Basidiomycota, Malasseziomycetes, Malasseziales, Malasseziaceae. Gene Ontology annotation, biological process: maintenance of cell polarity; piecemeal microautophagy of the nucleus; exocytosis. Gene Ontology annotation, molecular function: sterol binding; protein binding. The coding region runs from base 1 to 3705 and encodes 1234 amino acids.
AUGGACGAUGCGGCGCUGUGUACGCCGACAAAGCCCGACAUGGACGAGUCGGGAUUCGAUACGACGUUUGAGGAUGGAACCUCACAUGUGUCUCUUUUUCAAAAAGCGGACAAUUCGCUGCUAAAUAUGGGUCUGCCAAGCACAGAGACGCCGCAUACCGCAAGCAAGAGUGGCGAUACAGAAAGCGCAGAACAGGUUCAUGCGCAGCUCGAGCAACUUCAAGCGCUGAAUGCUAUUUUUGCAUCUUGCGAACGCGCACUCACAUCCAGUGAUGCUCAGGUCGAGGUGCGUGCUGCGAUCCACAAUGGAAAGGCGCGUCAAAGCCCCAAGCUCGCAAAUCCCCGGUCCAUCGACGGCUUCGCGCCGCGUGUCCAGCAAAGAGCUAGCUUGCAGCUCCUGGAUGCGCUGCGCAAAGAUGACCGCGCGGCGGUAGAUUCCAUUGUGCGUGGUAUGAACUUGACGAAUCCCCAACCGCACUUGGAAUCGCCGGCGCAUCUCGCUGUGCUUUGCGCCGAGCCUCAAAUGAUUGACCAUGUGAUGAAGCUGCCCGACAUUGAUCCAAACAUGCCGGCCAGCGACACGGGCGACACGCCACUGCAUGUGGCUGUCAGCACGAACCGCCUGGAUGCAGCAGCAUUGCUUCUUACCUUUUCUGCGAUCAACAGUGAUCAGGUCAACAAGCACGGCAAAACUCCAAUAGAGCUCGUCAACUCGCCCGAGAUGAUGAACUUGCUGCAAACCGCAGACCAGGAGCUUCGCGCGCGUAUCUCCGAGGCACUGGAAGAUUACGAGCGCGAGGCACACAAUGGUGAGCGCCUCGGCCGCGCUUAUGCGAAGCUGAAGGAACUUAUCGAGCUUCCCCGCGUCAACGCAGUCGACCUCGCUGUGGCCAGCACCGCGAGUGGAAAUGACACGCUGCAUGUCGCUGUACAGAACAAAGCUACCGACUUGAUAGACCUGUGCAUCCGCAAAGGCGUCGACCCCUAUGUGAAAGACAUGAAUGGGCGCACCGCUGACAGUAUGACACAGGAUCCCGAAAUCCACGCGCUGAUGCGUAAGCUAACGAAUCUUGAGGUUGACCAGACGAUUGCGGCGCACCAGCCACCGACCUACCGCGGCUUCCUCGGCAAGUGGACCAACGUCAUGCACGGAUACAAGAGCCGCUGGUUUGUGCUCAAAGGUGGCAUCCUGUCCUACUAUGUAAGCCCUGAAGACGAAGGCCGACUUGCGCGCGGCUCGAUCCAUAUGCGCUACGCAAACAUCAUCCCAAGCCGUGGCGAGCGCGCGCACUUCGAGGUCGUGAGCCAGACAAAUAAAGGCAUGAGCAAGAUUUGGCUGCGUGCCACCGACGCUGCCGAGGCCGUGCGCUGGAUUCAAAUCCUUGAAAAGGCCAAGAGCCUUGAGCAGGGUAUGGAUGGCACUCACGAGGCAGCUGCGCCUACAAAGCGGGGCGGCGUCGCAUUCACUGCGCCGACCGCACGCACCACACGAACCGACGAAGAGGCAAUGGACGAUGCACAGAGCGAGUCCAUUUCGUUGGAUGGGCGCGAAAACGAUAUGCCCUAUGCAAAAAAUUUCGUUAUUGUGCACAACAUGCUCAAGACACAUUUGGAUUUGAGUUUCCAGUUGCUGGAUCAGUUGCAGCUCGCCCAAGGGACCUACAUUCUUCACCCUGACCAACGAGGCAAUCCGGAAGCACCUGUCCAGCCCGUUGGACAAUUUCCUUUGCAGGGCGGCGGUAUAGAUCAGCAAACAAUGGGAGCACUGCGCAAGUCAUUUGCGGACAGGUUCGAGCUCUUCCAAGAGUAUUCGCACAUGGUGCAAGCGCGUGAAAAGUAUCUUUGUGCACAGUUAGAGCGCGAAGUGAACGCACGAAACCUAUGGGAGGAGCAGAUGGCGACGUUGGGCAAGCAGAACAACGAUGUUGAGGCGAACUUGUACAAUGCCGUCGCGGUGAUUGACGAGCAGCGCAAGGAGCUCAGGCAGUUGCAUGGCAGUACAGGCCAAGAGGCCACUGGUGCAAACGCUGCUGCACCGAGCGGCAAUGUCGUGCGUGCAUCUACAUUUGAUGAAGACGACGAGUUUUACGAUGCAGUCGAAUCAGGCAAGUUGCCAAACUUGUACGUGGAAGGACCGCUUGCGGGUGGGGUGCAGCGUAAUGCAGAGCCGCAACAGCAGCAGCAACAAGAACAACAACAGCAGCAGCAGCAGCAAGAACAACAACAACAACAACAACAACAACAACAACAACAACAACAACAACAGCCACAGCAAGCUGCAAAUGGGCAAUCCAACGAUGCUUCCGGUCCCUGGAACCCUGUAGCAGGCCCCGAAUUCGAACCUUAUGGUCACUUGCGCGAAACUAUGCCUAUUGCAAAAGACGAACGGCCGCCCAUGUCCCUUUGGAACAUCUUGAAGAAGAACAUCGGCAAAGACCUAACCAAGAUUUCGUUCCCUGUCGCAUUCAACGAACCGACAUCGAUGCUGGAGCGCAUGGCGGAAGACAUGGAAUUCUCCGAGUGCCUUGAUGCUGCCGCUCUGCAGUCCGACUCCACGCGCCGUAUUGCAUACGUCGCUGCGUUUGCUGCCUCGAACUAUAGCUCGACCAUUGGCCGUAUCGCAAAGCCCUUCAACCCACUGCUCGGCGAGACGUUUGAGUACGCACGCCUCGACAGAAAGUACCGCUACGUGAGCGAGCAAGUGAGCCAUCACCCUCCGAUCUCUGCAUGCUUUUGCGAGUCGCCCUCAUGGGAGUACAUGGGAUGUGUCGACGCCAAGUCCAAGUUCCUCGGUCGUUCUUUUGAGAUCCGUCCAACUGGUGUGGCCCAUGUGCUUGUGAAAAUCAAGCCGGAGUGGGCGCCAGGAUCCAAGCGGGAAUCGAUGCAAAAGUCUUCUCAUAAUCCGAGUCUCUUGAUGGAGCACUACUCCUGGAACAAGGUAACCACCUCGGUCAGUGGUUUCUUUGUCGGCGCGCCGACAAUCGAUCACUACGGCGAUAUGACCGUCGAGAAUCACGAUACAGGCGACAAGUGUGUGCUGACGUUUAUGCCUCGUAAAUGGCGUGGCUCCGACUCGCAUGAGAUCUGCGGUAAGGUGUUUGACGCAUCUGGGCAGCUCGUAUGGGAAAUUGCUGGACGCUGGAGCACACAACUCGUUGCUCGCCGCGCUGGCAGCGAUGCACAAAACUUGAACCCCGACGAAAAGAUCAGCCGGAGUGAGAAUCCUGUGUCCAGCAGCCAGUCGGACAGCUCCUAUCUCCUCCUAUGGCGCAACAGCGAAAAGCAUCCGUCGCCAUUCAACCUGACGCCGUUUGCCAUCUCGCUGAAUGCACUGCCCAACGACCUCCGCCCGUGGCUUCCGCCCACAGACUGCCGCCUGCGCCCUGACUUGUACGCGUUUGAGCACGGCAAAUACGAUCAGGCAGACGAUUUUAAGGUCGCGCUGGAGAACAGGCAGCGUGAGACGCGCAGCAAGCGCGACUCUGGUGCACUUCCGCCGCACAAGCCACGCUGGUUCGAAUGCAGUACGGACCCUGCCACGAAUGCACCGCUUUGGAAGCCGCUGAUUAGCAAGGACGACAAUGGUGCGGACACAAUGGAGUACUGGGUCGACCGACACAAUGUUGGAAGCGAGCAUGUGCGCGGAGAUUCGCGCGCCGAGUGGCCAAACGUCGAGUGCAUUUUCGGCGACUUGGCCCAGCCAUAG